Messenger RNA from Pieris macdunnoughi, 2001 nucleotides. Lineage: Eukaryota; Metazoa; Arthropoda; Insecta; Lepidoptera; Pieridae. The record is from the annotation of a GenBank genome assembly.
AUGAACGUUUUGAAAAAAAUUGUAAUACCAAGAUCAAAUGUGACUGUUGGCUAUAUACUCUCUGAGUUAGAAGAAAUGGCUCGAGAGGAAUUUCAUAGAUUAAAAAAAGUAAAGGAAAAGAAGGCAAAAGGGAAAAACAAAGGAAAGAAUCCAAAACCAGAUCACGAGGGCCUAUGUCCAGUCUGUAUAGAAGAUUUAAAUAGAGAAGAGGUUAAUACUAAAGUUAAGCCUAAGCUAAUGCCAGCACCAGCUCAAGAGGUGUAUAAACCAGCUACCCCCCAGCUAGAGUUAAGCGCAGCUAGUUCAUGGGAAACCGGUGCUGAGCAUGUCGAACAACUAGCAGAAAGUAACUUAAAGCUCGAAUAUAUAAAAAAGCAUAUAAAUGAACUAAUAACAUUAGGAAAAAGUUUUGUGGAAUCUGGAGUAGAUUAUAUUGACGUAGAAGAAUUUUUGUGUAUUUGUGAAGGUGCUAAAGCUAAAUUAGAAGAGGCGUUAUUUGUUAAUGAUGAAAGUACGAGUCAAUAUAUAGGAGAUAAUGAUACAAGACUCGAAGACUUUAAAGGUCAUCUGCGAGGUGUCAUAGAAAUAGCAAAGGACUUAAACGUAGAAUCUGCUGUUGAACCAAGCUUUUGUGAUUUUUUGCAAGCAUGUGAGAAUAUUGACGAAAAGCUAAACACAGAUGUUAAAGAAAAUAAAUCUCGUUUGCAAGAAUUAGACAGCCAUAUUGACGAUGUAGUCCAAGUUACCAGUGAAUAUAAAAAGCAAGGGCUGCUAUCACCCAGUGUUGAAGAAUUUAUGAAAUCUUGUAAAGAAAUAAAGUUGAAAAUAAAGGAAUAUUCCGAACAAGAAUCUAGACUGGAUAAGAUUAAUCACCUUAAACAACAUGUUGGUGACUUGGAGGUUUUAACAGGUGAAAUGAAAAAGAAAGGCUUACAAUCGAAAAGCAUUGACAACUUCUCGAAAUCUUGUAAAAAGUUUAAAGACAAAUUAGAUAGUUAUGCAAAACCAGAAAGAAACGCUACAGAACUGAGUAGUUUGAUUGAACAAAUUGAUAAAACUAUUGGCUUGAGUAUGGAAGCAAAAGAUAUAGGUAUAGUAGGUGAUAGCAUUGAAGACUUGGUGAAAUCAUCAGAGAAGCUUAAGAAAAAGAUCACACCUGUUCAGGAUACAAAGUCAAAAAUCUUACACAGUUUAAAAAUCAAUAUUGACGACGUUAUGGGAUUGGUAGAUUCGUAUAAAACGCAAGGGUUAGUGACAGACAGCGUAGAAGACUUUUUAAAAACAUGUAAAGUGGCGAGAAAGAAAAUCGAAGGAUAUGAAAUUCUGCCCCCACGCACUGUAACAGAAGACGAACCGCCAUGCUUAGGAAGGUGUGUCAGUCGCAACGAAUCCUUCCAGACCGAAGUUAUUAUGCCAGAAGGAGUUGACGUUUGCAAAUCAUGUCACAAAAUGUACCAAAAAGAUAUACCAACACCAUGCGAGUCAUGCGCUACUGAAAUGAAGGAAUUCAAACUACCUUCCGAUUUCAGUAUUUGUGAAACCUGUUCCAAAGUAAAUGAACCAAUAGAAAUAGCCGAAAGCAUCUCAGGCACCUCUGAACACGUUCCUAUGGAGGUUUAUUGCGAUAUUUGUAAGAAAACGAUGAAAGAAGACCACGAACAUGAACCUAUUCCAGUUGACAGUAAGGCAGGGUAUUACGAAAGGAAAAUACGUAAAAUAACUAAAGUCAAAAGGUCUCAGAACCCCGAUGGAACAAUACGAGAAGAAACAGAAACAAUUUCAAUACGGAAAAUUAAAAGAGAACCAACUAAAACGUCUCUAGAAGAUGAUGAUGAAGAUGAAGUUUCUUCCGAUGAUGAAACAUGUGUUGCUGUGUGUAUUUUACAUGAUCAUAACCAACGUGGCUUUCACGCACGAUUGAUAAAGUCUGAAUCGGUGUUGAAAACUAAUCAUUCACAAAAUUCAGUCUUACGGAAUUCUAAUUCUAUUAGUACUUUGUAA